Messenger RNA from Haemonchus placei, 393 nucleotides. The record is from the annotation of a GenBank genome assembly. Lineage: Eukaryota; Metazoa; Nematoda; Chromadorea; Rhabditida; Trichostrongylidae.
AUGGAUACUUCACAGGAACGGUUUGAAGAUCAGUUUCAUAAACUGCUGAUCGAAUCUGAAGAAGAAAGCGAGGGACAACAGGAUGAGACCGCAGGCGAAUCACAACAAUUAGACGAAGAUCCUGACCUUAAAAGUGAAUCGGAAUCCUUUGAUGAACUUGGAAUGUUCCGCCAUCCUGUCGACUUCUACAAUCUGUUUCUUGAUGCUGAUAUGAUGGAGCUCGUUGUCACCGAUAUGAACAGAUACGGCCAGCGAAGAGCGGUGAAGCUUGGAACUUCCAAGAUACGACGACGACGGAGUACGGAACGAGGAAAUUCUUCGGAAUCUGCCUUCAAAUGGGAAUCGUCAAACUACCAUGAAUGCGUGAUUACUGAUGCCAGCGACCAGCUCUAG